This is a messenger RNA of Tilletiaria anomala UBC 951, 2015 nucleotides long. RefSeq lists its product as uncharacterized. The transcript is spliced from 3 exons. The record is from RefSeq and is a predicted model, not a curated record. Lineage: Eukaryota; Fungi; Basidiomycota; Exobasidiomycetes; Georgefischeriales; Tilletiariaceae. Bases 264 to 1895 code for a protein of 543 amino acids.
CAAUGAAAGAGCAUCGUCCGCAUCUCCGCGAUCGCACUACCUGGACAAGUAAUCUCAGCGACGAUUCUCUAACAUUGUGUGUCGGAUGCCUUUAUAAUCAGGUGCUCGAAGGCCCUUCCCUGUCGCAGUGGAUUCCACUUCUUGCUCCGCGUCUCUUCCCUUCACAUCCGAUGUCGUGGUGCUUUAGACGCUGCAGCUGCCCUGACCCGUUCACAUACUAUCGUCCCUCCGCGCACAACUUUCGAAUCCAUCCCUGAUCAAGCAUGGCUGCCAACGCGCUGUUGCGGCCCCUGGAUCGGAAGCGCCCGCAUGAGCUCAAGCUUUCCCCACUCCAGCCGACACAUGCUCUGUCGAGUAAGAUUGCAGGCGUAUCCAGCAUGCAGGCGAACCGUCAGCGCGGCGUGGAGGAGUGCCAUCCGCCUCAUCCCCGUGUGCAAGAACCAGAUCCGGACGGACUGUCUUCAUCAUUAUCAUCCUUGCCUAGCCUCCGCUUCGCCCGUCGUCACAGCGCGAUCCCCUUGCUCAAGAUCGACCCCAUCCGAGCUAAUUUGCUCCAAGACCCCGGCCACCUAUCCGCGUCAGCAGUCACCCUCCCGCCGAUCGUCGCCUCACACGACCUUUCUCCCUUUGCGCCCCCACAUCUGUUCAGCCCCCGCUCGCCCCUCUCAGGCUCAUUCCCCUCGACAUUUGGAAAUGCACUGACUCCGCGCAUCUACGAAUCGUGGUAUGGCGGCGACCUGCCCUUUGCGCUCUUGAGCGCCAGCCGGACCGCCGAGAUGCCCUACUGGAUGCGCCAGGGCUUGCCGUCGCCAAGCUGGUCGCCUGCGCUCUCGUGCUGCACAAGCGUGUCGAGCGCCAGGGACGAAUCGACUGAUACGCUCGAGAUUGGACCCGCCAGGCGCAACUCGAUCGCCCUCGUCACCAGUGAUGAGAAGGCGGAAUUCGGGCUUGGGCUUGGGCUCGGGCUCGGGCUUGGCCUCUCUCUGUGCUCUACUCCAAUGAGAACAGUACAGUCUCUUCAGGAACACAAAGCCAUGUCGCUCAUGGACAGCAUGGUACCGAUUCGUGCGCGCACUUCCACCGUCACACAGCAGCGAAAAGCCAACAAGCGGGCUCUAGAAGCGUCCGAAGUUGCCGCACCGUCAAAGCGUUUCCUUCUCGAUCGGGAACCAGCCUCGGAACCGCCACGCCACAUUCAUCGUCCUCAAUCAUCCGACCGUUACGACCCUUGGCAGUAUCCGCCGUGCUCACCUAGCGGAAUCGAGAUUACCUCCCCACGCGCGCCAGCCCCAUCCAAAUCCCCUCCCCUCCCUGCUCCGGAUCGUACAUCUUCAACUCCGGCAACCAACCUCACAUUCCCCGCGCCCUUCAUCCACCCACUGGGACGUCUGCGAUCCGAGCCGCCCGCUGAGCAACGGCGUGCGACAGCAUCGUACCUCUCGCCCGAAAGGCAAGGCGCCAGGUUUGCCGGCGACGUGUACACCCCCGCUUGGGUUCGCACGGCAAGGCUCGGCGGGAAGAAAUCGUCCACCGGCUUGAAAGGUAGCAAGGAGGCCUGGUGCGGCUUGUGCGAUGCGAGCGACCCUAAGCACCCGGGCUGGCUGCACCUAAAGAACUCGUCGUACAGAUAUCACCUUCUGAGGCACCACGGUGUCAGUCCGCGCAGCCUCACUCUCUUCAGGCCACCAGUGGUCCUUCGGCCAUCUGCAGAAGGAGUGGACCUGAUGGAAGGCAAGUGUCAUUCGUGCCAACGCUGGGUCACGAUUUCAAUGAGCAACCACACCAAAUGGAGCAUUCAUGCAUCAGCAUGUCACGUCUAUCCCUCUUCGUUGCCCGUUGACAACGAGUCCAGCGGCGACAAUGCUCACGGUGCCGCACCCCGUGUCUCCAUCUAGACCCACCCGACGAUUCCUACUCAAGUAACAACAUCAGCAUCCCAUACCCAGCAUCCGCAUAGGCCAGUUGCAACAUGUCAUGUUCUUUAUUUUCUCCAGAUGAUUCUUCCUAGUACAGCG